GGAAUCGUCUAUCCCCGCUUGUUGCAUCAUCAGCAUUCUCAGUCAUGGCUGUCACAAGGUAUAAAGACCCCCUCGAGCUCUGGUCAAGUUGGUCUUCAUCAGAUCAGAAUCAAUCAAGCCAUCAACGAGAACAACAACUAAGUCUCUAAUCCUCUACAUACCACGCACUCUUCUACAAACUCUUCUCUACAUCUACCACCAACCACCACAAUCAACAUGUCUCUCUUCCGCAGCAUCCCUUCCGCUGGUGAAUUCGGCCCGCUCUUCCGUCUUCUGGACGACUAUGACCUCCACCGUUCCGGCCAGAGCGCCAGCUCCUCCACCACCGCCCGCUCCUUCGCGCCUCGCUUUGACGUCCGCGAGACCGCGGAGGGCUACCACCUCGACGGCGAGCUGCCUGGCAUCGCCCAGAAGGACGUCGACAUUGAGUUCUCCGACCCUCAGACCCUCGUGAUCAAGGGCCGCACCGAGCGCGAAUACCACAACUUCGACGAGCACGAGGAAGGCCAGCAGGAGACCGCCACCCAGGAGAACAAGGAGAAGGAGAAGGCCACCGAAAGCACGGAGGUCUCCAAGACCGGCGACAAGCAGGUCAGCAAGAACCACAAGAACAAGCCGCACUUCUGGGUCAGCGAGCGCUCCGUCGGCGAAUUCCACCGCACCUUCAGCUUCCCCACCCGCGUCGACCAGGACAGCGUCAAGGCCAGCCUGAAGAACGGCAUCCUCUCCAUCUUCGUGCCCAAGGCCGCCAAGCCCACCUCCAAGAAGAUCACCAUCGAGUGAAUCGGUGCACCAGAUGAGCGGAGGCGAGGCGAGGCGCGACGCGACGCGACGCGACGAGAAUUUGUGAUCGGUUGAAGUUCUAGCAUAGCGAUUGAAUUUGUUGACUUUGUGCUUGUUCUGUGUUGUUUCUUUUCCUUCUUGAGCUGGUUGAUUGAGAAGAUGAUCGCACUUUCAUUCCUUCGGAAGUAUUCUGUUGAGCACUGGAUGUCAUUCCUUACAGUAAUGUUUGCUAAUAGUUAAUUGAUUCUGUUACCUAUUA
Molecule: messenger RNA, 1042 nt
Organism: Aspergillus japonicus CBS 114.51
Lineage: Eukaryota; Fungi; Ascomycota; Eurotiomycetes; Eurotiales; Aspergillaceae
Product: Hsp20/alpha crystallin family protein
Exons: 1
Coding region: 217-783 (188 amino acids)
Biological process (GO): response to salt stress; protein complex oligomerization; response to heat
Source: RefSeq, a predicted model, not a curated record